This is a messenger RNA of Alnus glutinosa, 1098 nucleotides long. RefSeq lists its product as uncharacterized. The transcript is spliced from 4 exons. Gene Ontology annotation, biological process: DNA-templated transcription. NCBI's taxonomy places the organism in Eukaryota, Viridiplantae, Streptophyta, Magnoliopsida, Fagales, Betulaceae. Gene Ontology annotation, molecular function: sequence-specific DNA binding. Bases 96 to 965 code for a protein of 289 amino acids. The record is from RefSeq and is a predicted model, not a curated record.
CGAAACGUUCUCAUUCUCAGCGAGAACUGAGAAGAGAUCGAGCUAAAACUCCAAGAAAAGCCAUCAGAGUGGAGAGAGAAAAGAAAGGAAAAUCAAUGAAAGGAGCAUCACCCCAACUACUCUUGAAUAGUUGUAGUGAGAGUGAACAUGAAGGAGAAAAGAAUGGAGGGAAGGCAAGGAAAGUCAUCCAAGAAGAAUGUGGUGAUGAAAUCGAUGGCAUGGCAGAGAAAUUCCAGUGCUUGGUCCUCCACAAGCGUGAAACACCCAAACGAGGUGAAGAGCUGUUCUGGGAGAAAGAGAGUCUGUGGAGACAUGAGCAGAAGAACAGAGCAGCAAGGCUAGAGAAGCAACUGAAGACAAAGUGGGAACUUGAGGAUCUAAUUGAAGAACAACUGAACAGGUUUCGUGCCCAUUACAACCGAGCCACAGUCCCUACCCGCCUCAAGGACGUGGCCCAACUCCUCAUGCCCAAAUGGGCUCCGCCGCAGCAGUUGGCCUCCCUCACCUGGUUCGGCGACUGGCGGCCCUCCGCCAUGCUCGACCUUGUCUGUGGCCUGGCCCGCUCAUCAUUAUCAGACUCAAUGAGGGGCAAUGAAGACCUCCUAUCUCAGCUCACACAUGAUACACGUAUUGAGGAGGCAAUACUCGAUGAGGAAAUGGCUGAGAUUCAAGCUACGUGUAUCCUUCACCUUCCCUUCACUCCAAUCAAAAACCGCUCAGCUGGGUUUGCCUUGGGAUGUAUUCAGUCCGAGUUCAGGAAGAUUGAACGUGUCAUCACUAAGGCCCAAAACCUCAGGUUCAAGGCAUUGGAAUUGGUGGUAAAGAAGUUGUUGAGCCAAACUGAUGCAGCAGAAUUCUUAGUCGCAUUUGAGGGAAUUCAAGAUGUCAUCCACCAGUUUGCAUCAACCCAAAGGCUACGAAAGGGUCCAGCCACUUUAUCAUUCAAGGCCUUGGGGUAUACUUAAGAGCAAAGAAAUGCCGGUAGCCAACUCCUGUUUGUGAAAAUUGUAUAGAUAAUGAACAAUAUUGUGCUUUCAUGAAAACAUUAUUUGCUUUUUUGCAAAUUUUGGAAAAAUUCUUCUCAAUUUUCAAACGCAA